GGGCUUGGAUAACCCUGAUCCAGUGGGAGGUGUCCCUGCCCAUGGCAGGGAGUGGAACUAGAUGAUCUUUAAGGUUCCUUCUAACCCAAACUGUUCUAUGAUUCUAUAAUAGCAUGGGUUUUUAUAGCAUGCUUUUUCAAGCGGUGUUUUUCCACACACCAUUAGGUCUCGUGUUCAGGGCGAUCUGUGCUUAACAGAGGGGUCUUUUUCUAUAAUCCCCUCUGUUUGCAGUCUCACCCUGUCUCAAACAUGAGGCAAGGCAGAGAGCUGGCUCCAAAGCUCUAAAUUAUCAAAAGGUUUGACCGUUUUCAAGAUCAUAACAACAUUAAAAUUAGUCCUUGCGAAGUAAUAGAAUAUGCUUAAGAUUUCUGGGAAAAAUUAUACAUAUGCAGGGAAGUGGGAAAUGUAGUGUGGAACAGCAAUGUCUUGUUGCACGUGAUUGUUGGAGAUCACUCCCACAUGUUGCCCGGACUGAUAAAGGCUGCUCACUUUCUAAAACUCCAGAAUGAGUCUUAGCAACUUCCUUUGCCGGCAUCGUUUAUCUUGAGGUGCUGCCCCAGAGAAGGGCAACAAAGCUGGUGAAGAGGCUGGAGCACUUAUGAGAGGCGGCUGAGGGACUGGGGGUUGUACAGCCUGGAGAAACGGAGGCUGAGGGGAGACCUCAUCACUGUCUACAACUGCUUGAAAGGAGGUCGUAGCGAGAGUUUGUCAGCCUCACGGCAGCUUUGAUGUGAUUUGUUAUGCCCGACCACGCCAACGUCAGCCUCCCACCGGAGGAGCGAGUCCGAAGACUGAUCCAGGUGGGAAGCGCUGUGGAAGUGAACGAGGACAUCCCACCACGACGCUACUACCGCUCCGGAGUGGAAAUCCUCCGCAUGGCGACCAUUUACUUGGAGGAAGGCAAUAUUGAGCAUGCCUUUAUCCUGUACAACAAAUACAUCACGCUCUUCAUCGAGAAGCUGCCACAACACCGCGAUUACAAAACUGCUGUCAUACCUGAAAAGAGGGAGACGGUGAAAAAACUCAAAGAAGUAGCCUUCCCCAGAGCGGAGGAGCUCAAGGAGGAGCUGUUAAAGAGGUACGCCAAGGACUAUGCUAAGCACAAGGAGCAGGAGCAGCAGCUGGAAGAGGAGAGGAAUCGGGUAGCCCUGAUGAAACAGCAGCAGGCAGAGCAAGAGCAGUUUCAUGCCUUCGAGGAGAUGAUUCGACGACAGGAACUGGAAAAGGAACGUCUGAGGAUAGUGCAGGAAUUUGGAAAGCCAGAGCAGAAUCUCGAAUCUCAGGACGGACCUCUCAUCCCUGGCGUGGAAAAGCCCCCGACUGAUUUAACCCCAAAGGUUCCCGUCUCUCCAGUUCACCCUGCAAGUCCAUCAGCAGGGACUGUCUCAUCCAAACCUCCUGUUGUGGACAGGUCCUUGAAACCUAGUGCUUUGGGGAGCACGGAAAACAAUGCAAGCACAGAAGUCCUUCGCCAGGUCAUUGUCCCUAGGGAGCUCUGCCAGAAAUUCCUCCAGCUGGCUGAUGCCAACACGGUCCGGGGUGUGGAGACAUGUGGGAUCCUCUGCGGUAAACUGAUGAGGAACGAGUUCACGAUAACCCACGUCAUCGUUCCCAAGCAGCACGGAGGCCCCGAUUAUUGCAACACAGAGAAUGAAGAGGAGCUCUUUAUGAUCCAGGAUCAGCACGGCCUUGUUACGCUAGGCUGGAUCCAUACUCACCCCACACAGACAGCCUUCCUCUCUAGUGUUGACCUGCACACGCACUGCUCCUACCAGAUGAUGUUGCCGGAGUCCAUUGCCAUUGUGUGUUCUCCAAAAUACCAGGAGACGGGUUUUUUCAAACUGACGGAGCAUGGCCUGGAGGAGAUCUCUUCAUGCCGACAGAAAGGAUUCCACCCACACUCCAAAGACCCCCCUCUCUUCACUACCUGCAAUCAUGUAUCGGUAGUCGAGAGAGAUGUGGUCCUGCUGGAUCUCCGAUAGGCCUCUUGCCUUAACCGUUUACAGAAAACCACCAACCUUCCCUCUAGGCCUAGGGAAAUUGUUUUUCUCCCGUAGCAGAUGAUUUCUACCGUGUAGUGAUCCUUCCCCUUCCUCCUCCAAUAAUCGCGGUGAAAUCGGUACCCUGACCUCAGUGGGUCCAUGUGAAACCUCAGUGCCUGCCAUGGGGCGGGCAAAGCGGUGCCGGGGUUCACGGUGUGGGGGAAAGCUAACUGGAAACACAAAGACAGGAGCUAACACUGAAGCAAUUGUUUAAUAUUCUAAUCUGUAGCUUGAACAGCUUGAGGGGUUUCUCCGUGAUUUGCUGCAACCAUGAGGUGUGGAAACCUCUUCAAGUGCUUUCCAAAGUGGGACUUGCCCAAAUUAACCCAUGCUUUGUCUUGCCUCUCUCUCUGGGCUGCUGGGUGUUCCCCAGAGCCGCUGGCUGGAGCAGAUGAGUCUGCUAUAGUUUAAGUCUGAACCUUCUUAACCUCUUUUAACCCGUGCAAGAUUAUCACCGCUGGGCCAGGGUGAGUUCUGCUUACUGGUACUUGGGUAGAGGCCUGGUGAGGGGAGAAAGGGCCCAACCUCCAUUGGGAACCCGUUUCAGUGGAGAAGGUCCUGGAUGUGACACUGCUUUGCACAAGCUGCUUCAUCCCAGAAGCGGUGAGGGACGCCUCCGGUUCCUGUAUGCCUUUUCCUGGAUGGGGGAUUCACUCUGGCCUGUGGGCUGCCCAGCGAGGGUUUUGGUUCUGCUUCUUGCUGCUGUUACCAUGGAGGAGGCUCUUGGGCUCUUGGCUGCAGCGCUGCUCCAUGAAGGCUCUGCAAGACCAUUGCCUCUCUGAGAUGGGACUCCAGCAGCUUGCGCCACUUCAGUCCUCGAUCAUCUCUACCCCCGAUGGCCUCUGCACUUCUCAAAGCACUAUGAAGCCUGUCCUUGCCAAACCCAAGCACUCUUGAUGUUGCCGUUAAGCGGUACACCAGCCGGAGACCUCCUCCAAAAUACUCUCAUGGGACAUCAAGCAGUGGUUUUCCUUCCCUGCACUAUCCAUGCCGAGCGUCCGCCCUCGCCUCUGCCGGCAUUGGAAGGGAAGAAGCCAUAUGGAAAGGUGGAAGGCAUCUGGUCUCCACGGGCUGAGCGUGACCCACCCCAGCUGCACACCCUCUGUCGGGAUGCUGUGAUGAUCAGCACGUGGCUGGAGCUGCCUUCCCACCUGGCCCGCGUACAUGCAUGUUCUGUGUGUCCUGUCCCGUGUUCUACACACAAAAUCUCUUGGUGUCCAGUUUAACACCGGAGGAUUAUGUUAUUUUGGCUGGGUUCCUUUUGCCACUUGUGUUCUUCAAGCUGGCCGGGGGGGUCGGAGUGGUCCGGCAUGGCUCAGAGCAGGGUGAGAAUCGAUUCAUUUCGGGAUUGUGUUUAUUUGUAACAGCCAUCUCCUUGACUUCCACCUGCAAAACUGCUGCUGCCAUCGUUUUUGCGGUCGGUUUGGGAAACCAGGCUGGUCCUGGCAGUGGGAGGGCAGCGAGGGCACCUCGGGGCAGCUGCAGGAAUUGAAUCCUGAUGGAUUUAAACUAUGCGGGGGGGGUGUAGGGGUGUUCAUCCCCCAGCCAUGCCCAGAAUGGGGCAGUCUGUCCUGCACCCCCAUGGGGACAUAGAGGAUGGAAUCCUGUCUGGCAAAGCAGCGAUUCCUUCAGUUUAGGGGUGAAUAUCCCAGCAGUUAUCUCAGCUUCCCAUCGCUUACGGGUGCGUUGCUGAGCGAACUCGAGCAGAGAUCACCGCUCAGGGAGAGGAGCUGGUGGCAAAGUGUGACUCGUCCUAGUGACCAAUAAACCCUUAGGGGAAAUUUUUCAGCUGCCGCACAGCGUGGCCGUAUGGAAGGGCUGUGUUUCUCGUGCCAGUGCCCAGCUGCUGCCCUCCCCUCUGAGCUGGCACCUUUUUAUUCACAUUUUUUCACUUAAAGUGUCUCUGUAUUGUCAGUUUGUGAGUGGGGUGAAUGCUGAUACCCCCACACUACUGCCUGUGACCCACUAACCCAGCCCUCUGUCCAGCUGCACCAGAUGUGACUCUUUUUACCUUAAAACCACUCAAAACGGGGUUCGUUGUUCAGGUUUAGCUCCUGCCACAAACACUACGCUUUGCAGGAAUACUUUAUUUUCCGCAGUAAUGCAGGGUGUGUGUUUGAGGGGGUGCGGUGGAGGGGUCUUGCAGGCAGGGAGUGAUGCUUCGCUCUGCCUCGGGGAUGGGAACAGCCCCAAAUCCCUGCCCAAGCUCCCGCUGCCAGUUUGUCCAUCCUCAACAGCAGCCCAAGAGGUUUAAAGCGUGAACAUUACCCUUAUAGGGAGGUGCCAAGGGCCGGCCCGUGCGCCGGGAGUUUUGAAAUCCCUGGCAAAGCAGGGAUUGCCCCCCUCCUCAUCCCACGGUCAGCCCAGCCCCAGCCAGCCUUGCCUGGGCCGCGGGAUGCCUGGCGUUCCUGCAGCAUCCCAGGGCCAUCGCCACGCUCCUCGCGGCCGCCGAGCCCUGGCAGAGCCGGUGGCUGGAUUGGCUGUGGUGGCCAAACCUUUCCUUUUUAGGCUGCACGCCUGCUCUGGCUCCAGGCCUCGCUGCCGUGGUCCCAGCUUCCAACUGCCCGUGCCGGGCCUCCCGUCCCGGCCGGCUGCGGUGCUGUGGAUCGAGGUGAGCUGGGAAUCCUGCGGGGAUGGGAAGCUUUGAGCCAACCCACCCGUCUCCGGGGCUGGAAAAGCGCUGUGCCGGGUGCUGCGGCGCGGGGUGCCAGGCUGGCAGCUGCGGUUUGCGCCAUCCCGGGGCUCGAGGUGGCUCUGGGCACGGUUCACGCCGCCCUGGCAGGGCAGGGUCCUGCCAGCGGCUCUCCCAGCACCGGCCUGGGCCGCUGCCUCCAUCCAAUCCCCUCUUCUUUUCCCCGUUCUGGCUUCGGGGUUAUGUUUUUUUCUUUCUCAGCAUGUCAUAUAUGGCAACCUUUUGCCUCGGUGACCUCAUGUUUGGCGGCAGCCCAAGGGAACCAGGCUGGGGUGCGAGGCGGCAGCGGUCCCCGGGGCUUGGGGCGUGCGCUGGGGACACCGGCGAGUGCAGAGCCACGGGCCAAAUGCAGUUCCUGAGUGCUGAGGUUUUCCUGGAGGAAAGGGAAUGGCUGGGCAGAGCCUGGAGACCUUGCUGGGGGUGCGAGCGGGCUGGCUGUGCCGAGGGGGCCGUGUCCCUGUCCUGCACCAUGGGGUGACACUGGGAUUCGGAUCCCUUCUGGUGAUGGUGGGUCCCUGCAGUUCUUGUCCUCAUUGCUGUACCUGUGACUCUUCGUCCCUGCUCAGGACCCACGUGCCCUGUAGGAGGCCACCCACGACCUCGUGCCUCAGUUUCCCUGUCUGCACCUGAGUUCUUGUAGCUCCUGGGGGAAGCUCCAGUGCAUCGCUCCUGCCACCCCCUGCCCCAGUGCUCGGGAGGGCCCACGCUGCGGGGCCGCUGCCCUUAAAAAGGCAGUUGGGCAUUUGGCAGCCGCUGGUUGGCGUCUGCCGAGGCUGCAGCCAUGGGGUUGGGGUGUCUCUGGCCCCAACGCUGCAUUCGGGCAGGGGGGUGACAGCACCCGCAUCGCCCCUUGAGGGUUUGGGUCCUCCUGCCUCCAAAAUCCUCCCAGGGUGAGAGCUGCGUGCGCCCAUGACGCAGGGCUUGGCUUCUGACCCUCUGGUCCUGGCUCUGCUCCAGCUGAGGAUUUGGGACCAAAAGCCCAAAACUGGGGCAGCACGAGAGAAUCCCGGGGAGAGGCAUCCCAAAGGUGCCGGAUGCCAGGGAGACACGGGAGAGGAGAGGCAUCCCAAAGGUGUUGGAUGCCAGGGAGACACGGGAGAGGAGAGGCAUCCCAAAGGUGCCGGAUGCCAGGGAGACAUGGGAGAGGAGAGGCAUCCCAAAGGUGCCGGAUGCCAGGGAGACACGGGACAGGAGAGGCAUCCCAAAGGUGCCGGAUGCCAGGGAGACACGGGAGAGGAGAGGCAUCCCAAAGGUGCCGGAUGCCAGGGAGACACGGGAGAGGAGAGGCAUCCCAAAGGUGCCGGAUGCCAGGGAGACACGGGAGAGGAGAGGCAUCCCAAAGGUGUUGGAUGCCAGGGAGACACGGGAGAGGAGAGGCCGGGAGGAAGCGAUGCACCAGCCUGGUGUGUUCCCAGGGUGUUGUCAAUGCCACCUUCUCCCUGCUCCGGGGUGUCCCCCACGGCACUGCCUGACCCCCACCUCCACCCGGGGUGGGGGGGUGGUUCUCCACGCUCUCCCCAAGACCCGGAGAUGCUUCCACCUCCUUUUUGCCGAGACCAUCACUUAUAAGGACUUAUGUCUCACUUGUUUAUCGGAGCGGAGCGUAAAAGGAACAGGCUCAU
Cuculus canorus (common cuckoo) is the source of this 6356-nucleotide messenger RNA. It is a transcript of the gene STAMBP, whose product is annotated as STAM binding protein. The coding region runs from base 741 to 1982 and encodes 413 amino acids. The record is from RefSeq and is a predicted model, not a curated record. Gene Ontology annotation, biological process: protein K63-linked deubiquitination. Gene Ontology annotation, molecular function: metal-dependent deubiquitinase activity; K63-linked deubiquitinase activity; protein binding. Gene Ontology annotation, cellular component: cleavage furrow; endosome. NCBI's taxonomy places the organism in Eukaryota, Metazoa, Chordata, Aves, Cuculiformes, Cuculidae. The transcript is spliced from 10 exons.